Numida meleagris (helmeted guineafowl) is the source of this 985-nucleotide messenger RNA. Its product is annotated as major centromere autoantigen B-like. The transcript has 5 exons. NCBI's taxonomy places the organism in Eukaryota, Metazoa, Chordata, Aves, Galliformes, Numididae. Bases 25 to 630 code for a protein of 201 amino acids. The record is from RefSeq and is a predicted model, not a curated record.
CUAUGGGUGCGAAUGUGACUGGUCAUGUUCCCAGCAUCACGUGCUGUCCGGGGCGGGUGGCAGAGCCAGUUUUUCUGCUCCCAAAGUGGGACUUGGGGAGGAGACCGCAAUGCUCAAAUAGCCACCGCGCUGCCCGCUGCCAGCCAGGAGCCGAGGAGCCCACUCACCUUUCCUGCUCCAGGUGUGAGAACCUCGUGCCCAGAGCCCUUUGGCUGUGGUGAAAUGUCGACGAUCCUGAAAUGGUUUGGACGGGAAGAUAAGGAGGGAGAGGAAAAGGAAGAAGAGAAGAAACAGGAGGCAGAGGAGGAAAAGGACGAGGGAGCUGGGGAAGGUGACAACAGGAGGAGCAGCAGCAGCACGGAGGAGAAAAGCAAAGAGGGGCCUUUAUUCUCCAAACCCAACUGCAGUGCAUUCAUAACAUCCACAAAGCAGCAGCGCCAGGCUGAUUGUGAAGGAACACCUGCAAUUUCCUCCAGCAGAUCCACCAGAAGGGGCCUGUGGGUGAUGAAUCCAUGGAGCAACAGCAGCCUGAGCUCUCCAAAGCUGUGCUGUAUGGGCACAGGCUGGAAGCAUGGUGGGACCCCCGAACCCAAACACCGCUCACCUGGAAUCCAAAGACCAGGGGGGUAAACCAGCACAGGCAGAAGGCACAGCCAGAAAUGCUGCUCCUGCAGGUGGGGGGGCUGCAGCUGUCCCUGGGGCAGCAAUGAGGUGAUUGUAACCACGCACCAUGGUUGCAGCAUGGGUACCCUGCACCGUGGUUUUGCCACACAUCCCAGAGCUACCUGGAGAACAGGGACGGUUCUGACAUCAGUGUUUGCUCAUCCACGCCCAAGGAGAAGGGCAUCUCUGUGUGCUUUCUAUAGGACUAGCUGCAAGACUCCGUGACAAUGCUCUGCCCACCUCAUUUUCAGGUGUAUGCAUGAGUGAUAUGAGCCAGAUACCAAUCUGGGCUCCCCAUCCUUCCUCUCCUGUCUCCAGGACG